Molecule: messenger RNA, 2366 nt
Organism: Solea senegalensis (Senegalese sole)
Lineage: Eukaryota; Metazoa; Chordata; Actinopteri; Pleuronectiformes; Soleidae
Product: cytochrome P450 2J4-like
Exons: 9
Coding region: 279-1775 (498 amino acids)
Biological process (GO): xenobiotic metabolic process
Cellular component (GO): intracellular membrane-bounded organelle; cytoplasm
Molecular function (GO): oxidoreductase activity, acting on paired donors, with incorporation or reduction of molecular oxygen, reduced flavin or flavoprotein as one donor, and incorporation of one atom of oxygen; heme binding; iron ion binding
Source: RefSeq, a predicted model, not a curated record
UUAGUCAUGUUGUAAGUGAAAAACAAGGCAGGAGCUUGAACACGUGCAGCUGUCUGCUAUAGCUGCCUACACAGUACUGUCAGUAAUCAGGAAUAUGCAGGAUAACACUGUAAAUACAUCAUAGUUGUAAUUUACAACUUGUAAAUUAUCUUUACCUCACAAAGAGUUUUACUUUGAAAUUCUGGAAAAAGUUUUACUUUGAAAUUCUGGAAGAAGGAAGUUAUAUAAGCCUGAGCUCUGUUUGUGGUCCAGAUACAUUUACGGAACGAAGUGAACAAAUGGAUGCGAUACUCGGCGUCCUGGGUCUGGAGUGGAUAGACGGCUGGAGUGUCUUCAUUUUUGUGUGUGUUUUUCUGCUUUUGGCGGAUGUUGUGAAGAACAAAGCGCCGUCGAACUUUCCUCCAGGACCGUGGUCGCUGCCUGUCAUAGGCGACCUUCUCCGCAUCACGCCGUCCAGAAUUCACCUACAGCUCACUGAGUUUGCUCAGGAAUAUGGAAACAUUUUCAGCCUUCGCAUCUUUGGUGGAAGGAUCGUGGUCCUUAAUGGCUACAAACUUGUCAGAGAAGCCCUGGUCCAAAAAGGAGAGGACUUCACAGAUCGUCCAUCUAUACCGCUUUUUCAUGAUUUGGUUGGGAAUCAAGGGCUUGUGAUAUCAAAUGGGUAUGUGUGGAAGCAGCAGAGGAGAUUUGCCCUUCACACUCUUAAAAACUUUGGUCUGGGCAAGAAGACACUGGAGCCGUCCAUCCAACAGGAGAGCCAAUACCUAAAUGAGGCUAUUGCAGUUCAGCAAGGAAAGCCUUUUAAUCCCCAGACAUUGAUAAACAGUGCAGUGUCAAACAUCAUCUGCUGCUUGGUGUUUGGGAGUCGGUUUGAGUACAGUGACGAACAGUACCAGUCUAUACUUCAGGACUUCAAUGAGCUACUGUACUUAGAGGGAUCUGUGUGGGCACAGAUUUACAACUCAGUGCCCUGGCUCAUGAGGUGGCUGCCUGGACCUCACAGGAGGACAUUUACUCUGACAGAUAGACUUAUUGCUUAUGUUGCAAGGAAGAUCACAGAACACAGAGAAAACCUUGACCCAUCCUCACCAAGAGAUUACAUCGACUCCUUCCUCAUAGAAAUGGGAGAGAAGGAAGACAAGGAAUCUGGUUUUGAUCUUAAAAAUCUGUGGUAUUGUACUCUGGACCUGUUUGUUGCCGGAACAGAAACUACAUCCACUACUUUACAGUGGGGACUGCUGUUCAUGAUCUACUACCCUCACAUACAAGAGAAAGUCCAGGCUGAAUUAGAUGCGGUGGUUGGUUCAUCCAGACAGCCCUCCAUGACUGACAGAGAGAAAAUGCCUUACACUGAUGCAGUCAUCCAUGAGAUCCAGAGAAUGGGAAACAUCCUCCCCCUCAAUCUUGCCCACAUGGCAAACAAGGAAACCACACUUGACAAAUACACAAUCCCGAAGGGUACCAUGAUCUUACCUGCACUCAACUCAGUCCUGCAUGAUGAGUCCAUGUGGGAAACACCACACACCUUCAACCCUCAACACUUUCUGGACCAGGAUGGUAAAUUUAGGAAGAGAGAUGCCUUCCUCCCCUUUUCGGCAGGUAAGCGUGUGUGUCUUGGGGAACAGCUGGCCAGGAUGGAGUUAUUCCUCUUCUUCACCUCUCUCCUUCAGAGGUUUUCCUUCUCACCAGUUCCUGGAGAGCAGCCCAGUCUGGAUUACAAGUUGGGGGCCACUCACUGCCCCAAACCUUACCGCCUCUGUGCUGUUCUGCGAUAAGUGUCUUAACCUAGAUAUGAAAAAUGUAUUUGCAGUUUCCAAUAUUAUUGCGAUAAUCAUAUUAAAAAAUCUAAUAAUUGGUUUUAAACGCAAUGAAAUAACUUAAAAAGUAAUCAUAAUACUAUUUUUAGUGAACAUUUUAAAGUGAUAACAAGAAUCUUUUCUAUAAAUCAUGCAUAAAUCGUGAAUGGCUGCAGGCUUCAAUUCAUGGGACUUUAAACAAAUAACCAGGGCUGUAUUUUUGUGAGGUUUAAGUGAAGUUAAAGUGUUUUCUCUUCCUCUCAAUCAGGAUGCCUUUUUUAAAUAAGCCAGUAUUGUUAUUAAUUGGAAGAAUCAGCAUUCCAGUUAAAUUAAUGUUAACUAUCUAUGUUUGAUUUCUAUAGGAGAGCCUGAUGUGUUUAUAAAUAACUCCCUGUGAUAUUUUAGCUCAUGCUUGUUUCUCAGACCUCUGUGUGUUCUGUUCACACUGUGGUUUUGGUCUGAGGUGUGACGGAUGAGAAAAACAACAGAAUGCCAUGCUGCUGGUGUCAAUGUUGUUGUAAAUCCAGCUGUUUAGUUUUCGCAUCUCCAAUAAACUCCCCUGCCUUUAAA